AAAAAGAUGAACUCUAUACUCAUUCACGGCGUCUUUGUCAACCAGAUUCGUUAAAUCGUCGCGGUUGAUAAUUUACGCUUACAAAACGAAAAUGUUGUUUUGCAAAAGCCAGGAUUAUUGUUUUUAGCAAUAUCAUAACUUUGGGAAAAAGUUUGCGGAGCGUUAAUCGUAUAAGCAUUAAAUGUACAACACACAAGAUGGCUGAUAUAAGGACUAUGAUAAACAAAAUGCAAAGUACAACCCAAAAUGGCACAUCAGAGGCUGUGCCUCCAGCCAAGGGUCAGAAAGGCACUAUUGAGAAGAUUUAUCAAAAAAAAUCCCAGUUGGAACAUAUUUUACUAAGACCUGACACAUACAUUGGGUCAGUGGAACGAGCCACUGAGACUAUGUGGGUAUUUGACAAAGAAAAGGAAUGUAUGGUGCAGAAGGAAUUGACAUUUGUACCAGGUCUGUACAAAAUUUAUGAUGAAAUUUUGGUGAACGCUGCUGAUAAUAAGCAGAGGGAUCCAAAAAUGGAUGUUAUUAGAAUUGACAUUAACCAAGAGCAAAAUACAAUAUCAGUUUACAAUAAUGGUUGUGGUAUCCCAGUAGUUAUGCAUAAAGACGAGAAAAUGUUUGUUCCGACUAUGAUUUUCGGUCAUCUUUUGACAUCAUCUAAUUACAAUGACGAGGAAGAGAAAGUGACAGGCGGUAGGAAUGGCUAUGGUGCAAAGCUUUGCAACAUAUUCUCGACAAAGUUUACGGUAGAAACAGCAUCUAGACAAUAUAAGAAACAUUUUAAGCAAACUUGGGGUAGUAAUAUGACAAAAGCUUCCGAACCUAAGGUUAAGGAGGCUGGCAAAGAUGAUGAUUUUACUAAAAUAACAUUUAGCCCUGAUUUAGCUAAGUUUAAAAUGGAAAAAUUGGAGGACGAUAUAGUCGCGUUGAUGUCGCGACGUGCGUAUGACGUGGCUGCUUCAUCCCAGGGUGUAAAAGUUUAUUUAAAUGGAGAAAGACUUAAAAUAAGUAAAUUUAAGGAUUACGUAGAUUUAUAUAUUAAAGGUAAAGAGGACGAAAAUGGACAACCAUUGAAAGUUGUGUAUGAAAAAGUAAAUGAUCGUUGGGAAGUUGCAUUAACACUUUCCGACAGGGGCUUCCAACAAGUUUCAUUUGUUAACUCUAUUGCUACUACGAAAGGCGGUAAACAUAUUGACACGGUAGCCGAUAGCGUUGUCAAGAAUGUUCUAGAAGUUUUGAAAAAGAAGAAUAAGGGAGGUGUGAACAUAAAGCCUUUCCAAGUCAAAAAUCACAUGUGGGUAUUUGUGAAUUGUUUAAUUGUUAACCCAACCUUUGAUUCACAAACAAAGGAGAAUAUGACACUCCAGGCGAAAAGCUUUGGUUCGAAAUGUAAUUUCUCUGAGAAAUUUAUAAAUGCAGUUAGUAAAUCUGGUUUGGUUGAAUCUGUAUUGACAUGGGCUAAAUUUAAAGCUCAAACAGAGCUUGUAAAGGCAUCAGGUAAAAAGCAGAGUAAAUUAAAAGGUAUUCCGAAGUUAGAAGAUGCUAAUGACGCUGGUACGAAGAAUUCUCACCUUUGUACCUUAAUUCUCACUGAGGGAGACUCAGCUAAAACAUUAGCUGUGUCUGGACUUAGUGUUGUAGGCAGAGAUCAUUACGGCGUUUUCCCAUUAAAGGGUAAACCUUUGAACGUACGAGAUGCAUCACAUAAACAAGUUUUAGAAAAUGUUGAAAUUAAUAACCUUAUAAAAAUCCUCGGAUUACAGUAUAAAAAGAAAUAUAACUCACUUGAUGAUUUAAAAACAUUAAGAUAUGGUAAAGUGAUGAUAAUGGCUGAUCAGGAUCAAGACGGUUCGCAUAUCAAAGGUCUGAUCAUCAACUUCAUUCAUCACAAUUGGCCUGAAUUAUUAAAACUGCCGUUUUUAGAGGAAUUUAUUACUCCUAUCGUUAAAGCAACGAAGAAGGAUAAAGAAAUUUCCUUCUAUUCGUUACCAGAAUUUGAAGAAUGGAAACGAGAAACUGAUAAUCAUCACACAUUUAAUAUCAAAUACUACAAAGGUUUGGGUACCUCCACAUCGAAGGAGGCUAAAGAAUAUUUCCAGAAUAUGGAAAGGCAUAGAAUAAAGUUUAGAUAUAGCGGACCCACUGACGACCACCACAUUGAGCUGGCUUUCUCAAAGAAAGGUGCGGAUCAACGGAAAGAAUGGUUGACAAACCAUAUGGAUGAAGUUAAACGGAGGAAGGAAAUAGGUUUAUCUGAAAGAUAUUUAUACACUAAAGAAACUAAAGCCGUAACUUAUUCUGAUUUUAUUAAUUUAGAGCUGGUUCUCUUUUCUAAUGGUGAUAAUGUUAGAUCAAUUCCAUCAAUGGUGGAUGGUCUGAAGCCAGGCCAGCGUAAGGUGAUCUUCACGUGCAUAAAGCGUAAUGACAAACGGGAGGUCAAGGUCGCACAGCUGGCGGGCUCCGUCGCCGAGCACUCCGCUUACCAUCAUGGCGAGCAGUCCCUGGCGAUGACGAUAGUGAACCUGGCGCAGAACUACGUGGGCUCCAACAACAUCAACCUGCUGGAGCCCCGCGGCCAGUUCGGCACGCGGCUCUGCGGCGGCAAGGACUCCGCCAGCCCGCGUUACAUAUUCACUCUCAUGUCGCCCCUCACUCGCCUGCUCUUCCACCCACACGACGACCCCUUGCUUAUUCACGAGUUCGAAGACAACCAGAAGAUAGAACCAGUACAUUAUGUGCCCAUACUGCCGCUGGUGCUGGUGAACGGAGCCGAGGGUAUCGGCACCGGCUGGUCCACCAAGAUACCUAACUACAACCCAAGGGAUAUCGUCGCCAACAUACGGCGUAUGUUGGACGGCGAGGAGCCGAAGCCGAUGCACCCUUGGUACAAGAACUUCCGCGGCACCAUCGAGAGCUUCGGCGACAAGUACGUGAUCUCCGGCGAGGCGGCCGUGCUGCCCGGCGACAAGCUGGAGAUCACCGAGCUGCCCGUCGGCACCUGGACGCAGAACUACAAGGAGAACGUUCUAGAACCGAUGCUGGGGAACGAGAAAGUUAAACCGAUCAUUUCUGAGUACAGAGAAUAUAAUACGGACACGACUGUGCGGUUCGUGGUGAGUCUGCUACCAGGGAAACUGGCGGAGGUGGAGGCAGAGGGCAUCCACAAGGUCUUCAAACUGCAGACCACCAUCUCCAUGACCUGUAUGAACGCCUUCGAUCACAAUAACUGCUUGAAAAAAUACGAUAAAGUGGAGGAGGUUUUGCGUGAGUUUUACGAGUUGCGUGUGAAGUACUACGCGCGACGUAAGGAGUUCCUGCAGGGCCAGCUGCAGGCGGAGGCGGACAAGCUGACCAACCAAGCUCGCUUUAUCUUAGAAAAAUGCGAUAAAGGACUCGUUAUUGAGAAUAAAAAGAGAAAAGUCAUGGUAGAAGAACUUAUUAAAAGAGGCUAUGAACCGGAUCCGAUCGCGGAGUGGAAGAAGCGCGCCAGCAAGAUGCAAGGCUUGGAAGCGGUGGAAGAGGAGCCGCAGGAGUCUGAGGAGGAGGUGGAACCUGAGGAUAACAAGGGCAAACCUGUGGAUCCAGAAAAAGCAUUCCAGCAACUAAAAGAAGUCAAGAAGUUCAACUACCUGCUGGGGAUGUCGAUGUGGAUGCUGACCAAGGAGAAGAAGGACGAACUCCUCAAGCAAAGAGACCAGAAACUCGCCGAGCUGGAGAUACUCAAGGCCAAAACUCCUUCCAUGCUGUGGCGCGAGGACCUGGACACGUUCCUGGUGCGGCUGGAGGAGGUGGAAGAGAAGGAGAGGAACGAAGAGAACGCCGUUAACAAGAAGAGUUCCAAGGCUUUUAAUGCAAAUAAGAAGAACAGAAAAUCGUUAUUCGAUAUCAUCCCCGCUGAUAACGGUCGGAGAAUAGAGCCCAAGAUAUCUGAAGACCUCAUCAAGAGGAUACAAGCUGCGGAGAAAGCCAAGACCAGGAAAGAAAUUAAAAAAGAAUACGAUCCCGACGAUCCCACGGGAGUGACUCCUCCUGCGAGUGGAGAAAAGAAGCCAAAGGGAAGAGUAAAGAAAGAGAAACCAGAGAAAGAGAAGGCGGAGAAAGCAGAUGGACUCAAGCAGACUAAACUCACGUUCAAGAAGGAACCUAAAAAGAAGAAGCCCGCGUUCAGCGGCAGCAGCUGCGGCGAGCAGUCGGACUCCGACGUGGAGAUGGUGGAGCCCCCCGCGCCCCGCGAGCGCGCCGGCGCCCGCAGAGCCGCCACUAAGGUGCAGAAAUACAAAGAUGGUUCCGAGGAGUCAGAGUCUAACGAGGAGUUGGAGCUGGUGGACAGCGAGCUCGCUGCCGGGGACCAGCCCGCGGCGCUCACUGACGAUGAUGAUGAUGAUCACUUCAAUGUUAAGAAAAACGCUAAUAAAAAACCUGCUGAAAUGGACUCGGAUUGUUUAUUCGACUCGUUAAUAGAAGAGACAAAGAAGGAGCAACCUAACAACCACGUGGAGGCCACUGUCCUGUCCAGUGACGAGGACGCGCCAGCGCACUCUCCCAAGAAGAAGCCAGCGCAGAAAAGGAAACUGCUCAACACCAACAGCAAGGAGAAGAAAGAAGAUAAACCCAAGAAGAGGCCCGCCAAAGUUCUGUUAAGCGCGGAUAGCGAUGAUGAUAGCAUAUUUGAUACUAAAAAGGAUAAAAAGGCGAAUCCUAAGAAGAAAGCAAAGAAGAAGGCGGAGAGUGAUUCAGAAGAUGACGAGGUGAUAUCGAGCAGUCCGGUGGCGGCGCGAGGGAAGGCUCGCGCGCGGCCGCAAGCUAAAUACAACUUUAGUGAUGACAGCGAAUAGAUUUAACAGAUUGUGUCUACUCUCUGUGCGUGUUGCUGGAGACAAACUGAAACUUGAUGUUUUAAAAAUGUUUAUUUUUGUAUCAUUGAAGUUUUGAAAUGUCACUUUACAAUGAAUACUUGAGAAGUGUAAUCUCGUUUAUUUUGUAACGCCACAAUUAGUGUAAUUUUUAAUAUUUUAGAUUUAGUAUAUAGUUUUCUUUAAAUGUACAGUCGGACUUGAGGUGGGCAGAAUUCAGUACUUAACGUUUACGUUUUAAGGUUUAUGAAUGAUUAGUUGUGUCCCGCGAAUAUUUCAUUCUUAUUAACGUUAUUUUAAUACCUAUCUUAAUAAUUUGUUUGUUGAUUAAAAAUGUUAUUUUUUAUAUAACUAUUGGUAGUUCCUGGAAUUAAGUGUACAAACUUUUUAACUUUAUUAUGUAAAUAAGUUGAAAAGUUUAGAAAACGCGUUAAUUCUAGAAACUAUAUGGUUUUUUAUAUUUAACACGAAUGAAAAUAAUUUCUUAAUGUCUGUUCUGUCUAAUAAGUUUUUUUCUUUUUAACUAUACUUAACACUAAC
Messenger RNA from Papilio polytes (common Mormon), 5390 nucleotides. It is a transcript of the gene Top2, whose product is annotated as DNA topoisomerase 2. The record is from RefSeq and is a predicted model, not a curated record. Gene Ontology annotation, cellular component: nucleus. Lineage: Eukaryota; Metazoa; Arthropoda; Insecta; Lepidoptera; Papilionidae. The coding region runs from base 198 to 4832 and encodes 1544 amino acids. Gene Ontology annotation, biological process: DNA topological change; sister chromatid segregation; resolution of meiotic recombination intermediates. Gene Ontology annotation, molecular function: DNA binding; DNA topoisomerase type II (double strand cut, ATP-hydrolyzing) activity; ATP binding. The transcript is spliced from 19 exons.